Molecule: messenger RNA, 626 nt
Organism: Saccostrea cuccullata (small rock oyster)
Lineage: Eukaryota; Metazoa; Mollusca; Bivalvia; Ostreida; Ostreidae
Exons: 3
Coding region: 75-587 (170 amino acids)
Source: RefSeq, a predicted model, not a curated record
UGGUAAUUUUGGAUAUAAAUACCGCCUGACUGAAAAAGAACCAUUAAUCACCUUCAUUUCGAAAGAAAACGGAAAUGUACGGAUAUUUAAUUUGUUUAAGUUUGAUUUUCACUGAAAAUGUUAUCUUUGGUCUUCCAACUUCUCUUAUUCCCUUAGCACAGACAGAGACAGGAAGUCUUUUGCAAAACAAACUGCUUCACAAAUUACAUAUACCUAACGAUGUACUUCCGGGAUCUCUAAAUAAAAGAAUCGUCGACAAGAAAGAUAUUGCCAUUGACGAAACGAAGUUCUGCACGUUCUGUCAGCAGCCUGCAUAUGAGAAAUCACGAGAUUGCUCGAACUAUUGCAUGCCUUCAACACAAGCAAAGAGUAAAGUAACUCAACAAAAGCAAAUUGAAAAAGGAAAUCCAAUUGGAGGUGGCGAACAAAAAGUUAUCCUUGGGGAUACGCUGUGUGCGUUUUGCAAACAGUUUCCAGAGUACCAGUCCACGAGCCAAUGUCUAAAAUCAUUAUGUUCCAUGGCCUCAGUAUCGUCACCCACGUUACAAGUCCAAUCAUUAAAGACACCAAUUUUAGUUGCUAAUUAGUUUUACUUUUAUGAAGCAAAAUACAUUUUCAUAACAAUC